This is a messenger RNA of Panthera uncia (snow leopard), 1867 nucleotides long. RefSeq names its product glutamate decarboxylase 2 (gene GAD2). Gene Ontology annotation, cellular component: cytoplasm. The record is from RefSeq and is a predicted model, not a curated record. Lineage: Eukaryota; Metazoa; Chordata; Mammalia; Carnivora; Felidae. Gene Ontology annotation, molecular function: glutamate decarboxylase activity; pyridoxal phosphate binding. Gene Ontology annotation, biological process: GABA shunt. Bases 1 to 1758 code for a protein of 585 amino acids. The transcript is spliced from 16 exons.
AUGGCAACUCCAGGCUCAGGCUUUUGGUCCUUCGGGUCUGAAGAUGGCUCCGGGGAUCCCGAGAACCCCGGCACAGCGAGAGCCUGGUGUCAGGUGGCCCAGAAGUUCACGGGCGGCAUCGGAAACAAGCUGUGCGCCCUGCUCUACGGGGAUUCAGAGAAGCCGGCAGAGAGUGGAGGGAGCCAGCCCGCGCGGGCCACCUCCCGGAAGGCCACCUGUGCCUGUAACCAGAAGCCUUGCAGCUGCCCCAAAGCGGAUGUCAACUAUGCGUUUCUACACGCAACAGACCUGCUGCCAGCCUGUGAUGGAGAAAGGCCCACUUUGGCGUUUCUGCAAGAUGUAAUGGGCAUUUUGCUUCAGUAUGUGGUGAAAAGUUUCGACAGAUCAACCAAAGUGAUUGAUUUCCAUUACCCUAAUGAGCUCCUGCAAGAGUAUAACUGGGAAUUGGCAGACCAACCACAAAAUUUGGAGGAAAUUUUGAUGCAUUGCCAAACGACUCUAAAAUAUGCAAUAAAAACAGGGCAUCCCAGGUACUUCAAUCAACUUUCCACGGGACUAGAUAUGGUUGGAUUAGCAGCAGACUGGCUGACAUCAACAGCAAACACUAAUAUGUUCACCUAUGAAAUUGCUCCAGUAUUUGUGCUCUUGGAAUAUGUCACGCUGAAAAAAAUGAGAGAAAUCAUUGGCUGGCCUGGGGGCUCCGGAGAUGGGAUAUUUUCUCCUGGUGGCGCUAUAUCUAACAUGUAUGCCAUGCUGAUUGCACGCUUUAAGAUGUUCCCAGAAGUCAAGGAGAAAGGAAUGGCUGCUGUUCCCAGGCUCAUUGCCUUCACAUCCGAGCAUAGUCAUUUUUCUCUCAAGAAGGGAGCUGCAGCUCUGGGGAUUGGAACAGACAGCGUGAUUCUGAUUAAAUGCGAUGAGAGAGGGAAAAUGAUCCCAUCUGAUCUUGAAAGAAGGAUCCUUGAAGCCAAACAGAAAGGAUUUGUUCCUUUCCUUGUGAGUGCCACAGCUGGGACCACUGUGUAUGGAGCAUUUGACCCCCUCUUGGCGGUCGCUGACAUUUGCAAAAAGUACAAGAUCUGGAUGCAUGUGGAUGCAGCUUGGGGUGGGGGAUUACUGAUGUCCCGGAAACACAAGUGGAAACUGAGCGGCGUGGAGAGGGCCAACUCUGUGACAUGGAACCCACACAAGAUGAUGGGCGUCCCCUUACAGUGCUCUGCUCUCCUGGUUAGAGAAGAGGGGUUGAUGCAGAGUUGCAACCAGAUGCAUGCUUCCUACCUUUUCCAGCAAGAUAAACACUACGACCUGUCCUACGACACUGGAGAUAAGGCCUUACAGUGCGGACGCCAUGUCGAUGUUUUUAAAUUAUGGCUAAUGUGGAGGGCAAAGGGCACCACUGGGUUUGAAGCACAUAUUGAUAAGUGUUUGGAGCUGGCAGAAUAUUUAUACAAUAUCAUAAAAAACCGAGAAGGAUAUGAAAUGGUGUUUGAUGGAAAGCCUCAACACACAAAUGUCUGCUUCUGGUACGUGCCUCCAAGUUUGCGUGUCCUGGAAGACAAUGAAGAGAGAAUGAGCCGCCUCUCAAAGGUGGCCCCAGUGAUUAAAGCCAGAAUGAUGGAGUAUGGGACCACAAUGGUCAGCUAUCAGCCCUUGGGAGACAAGGUCAAUUUCUUCCGCAUGGUCAUCUCAAAUCCUGCAGCAACUCACCAAGACAUUGACUUCCUGAUUGAAGAAAUAGAACGCCUUGGACAAGAUUUAUAAUUAGCUCACUGAGCUGUUUCAAUUCUCUAGGUAGACAAUUAAGUUGUCACAAACUGUGCGAAUGUAUUUGUAGUUUGUUCCAAAGUAAAUCUAUUUCUCUAUUGUGGUG